UAUCCGUACUGAAAUGUGUCUUCUGUCGACAGGAAUUCAGAUAUGUGAUUUAUGUUUCAAAAUGAAUUUACUUCAAAGCGACAUGUUUAUAUGUAUAUGUACUAUUACUUGCACGCUCUAAACUGCGAUGGUAAUGUCUAGUUACUAACGUGGUAACUCGCGCCCGGGUCGCUCGCUGGCUACCCGCUAGCGUGUGCUCUAUUUAUUUAUUUAAUUAUUACUAUUAAUAAAUUAUUUAUUACUAAUUAUUUAAUAACUAAAAAAAUGUUUAAGUGUGCGGUAAUGUUAUUUUUCGCGCUGGUUGCGACAUCUAGUGGUCAACAACACGACUACUACCAUGACCUGCACUUACCCCACGACCCACCAUUGUACCCCGUGUUCGCUCAGCCGCCACCUACUCAGUUCAGUUGUUCUGAUAGAACUAUCGGAUACUACGCUGAUGUACAAGCAGGUUGCCAGGCUUUUCAUUUCUGCUGGCACCGGCGUGUGAUAAGUACGGAGCUGUGUACUAAUGGUACAUUAUUUAAUGAACAAUUUCAGGUGUGUGAUCAUUUUUACAACGUCCGUUGCGGAUCUCCGUAUGAAGAUUUAUGAACUAAUUUAAUAAAUGAAAAUACACGCGGUUUUUUUUAUUUUAUAGAAAUUUAUUUUCAUUAUUGUCAUUCAU
Messenger RNA from Papilio polytes (common Mormon), 667 nucleotides. RefSeq lists its product as uncharacterized. Lineage: Eukaryota; Metazoa; Arthropoda; Insecta; Lepidoptera; Papilionidae. The record is from RefSeq and is a predicted model, not a curated record. Gene Ontology annotation, molecular function: chitin binding. The transcript has 4 exons. Gene Ontology annotation, cellular component: extracellular region. The coding region runs from base 265 to 594 and encodes 109 amino acids.